GAGCGCCGAGUAGUCGAGCGUCGCGGGAAGGGCGGCGGUAGCGCCGGGAAUGGACCGGGAGUGACAGCCCGGACCGACCAGGACGAACCGGGACUGACCGCCGGGCCGGAGGGGAGGAUGGGUGGCCAGUUUGGUAAAAACUUUCACAUCAAACUACUAAAAACACAGGAGUUGCGGUUAGAACGCGCUAAAAUAGGGAUUCCCUGACUUGACAAAACCCCAAACCACCCCCCAAACCCUACCCCCAACAGCACAGAUACGUCUUGAAAAUUCUCGCGAAUUUCUCGGGACCCAAGGCCCUGAGCACCCUAACUGGACUUAAACAGUAAUUUUACUUCGAGCAAGAGGAUGGACCCGACAUCCUGGUGAGGCCCCUUCCCAGCCGGAUUUUUCCAUGACUGUAUGCUUCCCUUGCCCAGCUAGGGCCCCAGGCUUUACUUGAUCCCCGUGGGAUUGCUGCGGGCGUUACCAGGAGCCAGGAGUGCUGCUCCAGCCUGUCCUUACCUUGUGUUUAUCGUGGCUGGCAGGAGGAACAGAGAUUCUGGCUUGGGGACGGACACACAUCCGCAGAAAUGCUCCCUCCAGCCAGGCAUUCCUCCUGCAUAUCACACAAAGGGACCAGGCUGCUCAUUGAGGAGGCCAAGGGUAUAAUUUGGAAUAAAUGAACCAGCGUAGCCGUGUGCAUGGCACAGAACUGCUGAUGCUACACCCGGACCGGGCGGGCAGAUAUUAAAGUCUGGGUGUCUCCGAUCCAGGUUUAACCCCGCGGAGCUGCGGGCAGCCCUGUCCGUGUGUGCACUGGAGAUGCAAUUUCAACACCCCGACAGCUCCAUCGCAGCGUUUCCCGGAGCUCCCCCGGCACACUCAGCCCAGCGGGCGGAGCCUGCUUGUACCCGGGGACAGAGCCCACAGGAAUUUCUUCCACCGCACGGGGGUUUGCGGGCUGGGCUUUCCCUGUGAGCAGACUUCUUCUGGUGGCACUUUUCUUUAAACUGAUGCACUGAUUGCUCCAGGUCCGGCACUACUCUGACUCUUAACUGGCCGGAAUUUUUACACUCCCAGUGCUGAUCCAGGAGGAACAUCACAGACUCUCACAGCAGUGGGGAUGCCGAUAGGAAACUGGAUGAAGCUGCACCAAAGGAUUGUUAUUACUGGGGAGGAGGAGUCACACAAUCCCUUCACACAUGAAAGACUUGGCUUGAGUUAUUCUUCCACCUUUCAGGUUUAGCAGAGGAGCAGCUGCAGCAGCCUGGAAAUGACCAUGGAGAAGAUCCUGAAGGCAGAGCUGAACACCAACCUCCUGAAGGCACUGGGGAGCUCUGGGGGAGGAUGCAUCAGCCAAGGCCAAACGUAUGAGACAGACAGAGGACGGGUGUUUGUGAAAAUCAACCACAAACCUCAGGCUAGAAAAAUGUUUGAAGGGGAAAUGGCAAGUUUGGAAGCCAUUCAGAAAACCAAUAUUGUGAGAGUGCCUCAGCCCAUCAAAGUGAUUGACCUGCCUGGAGGAGGAGCCAUGUUUGCCAUGGAGUACCUAAAGAUGAAGCACCUCAACAAAUACUCUUCAAAGCUGGGAGAGCAGAUAGCAGAGCUUCAUCUUUAUAACCAGAAACUUGGAGAGAAGCUGAGGACUGAGGGAAGCACAAUUGGAAAAGGAGCUGGUCGCUCCGAGGCCCAGUUUGUGGAUAAGUUUGGAUUCCACAUAGCCACUUGCUGUGGUUAUAUCCCACAGGUGAAUGAGUGGCAGAGUGACUGGCCGACCUUCUUCAUCCGUCACCGACUGCAGGCUCAGCUGGAUUUGAUUGAAAAGGAUUAUGGAGACAGGGAAGCCAGAGAACUCUGGUCACAGCUAAAACCGAAGAUUCCUGAAAUGUUCUGUGAUGUGGAAAUUGUUCCUGCUCUCCUGCACGGGGACCUGUGGGCAGGGAAUGUGGCUGAGGACGACUCUGGGCCAAUUAUAUUUGACCCUGCCUGCUUCUAUGGCCAUUCAGAAUUUGAGCUGGCCAUUGCUGGAAUGUUUGGGGGCUUCAGCAGCUCUUUUUUCUCUGCCUAUCACAGUAAAAUACCCAAAGCCCCAGGAUUUGAGAAACGGAACAAGUUGUAUCAGCUCUUUAAUUACAUCAACCACUGGAACCAUUUUGGGACAGGGUACAGGGGCUCUACCCUAAACAUGAUGAGGAAACUUCUGAAGUAACCAGGCACAUUUGAGAAAUUCUGAUAUAGUCCCUUAGGAAUGAGCAGCCCCUGCUCAUCCCAAGUACCACAAACUCAGAAUUGGUGGUAAAACACCUGAUAUGGGGAAGGUUUAAUGCACUCUGAGCCUCACUAACUAAGAGCAAUUGUGUAAUCUUUAACUUGGGCACUGGAUUCCUCCCUGCUGGAGGAAGGGGCUGCACUGUUUGUCAAGGCUCCGCUGGCAUGGAAAGCAGCACGUCAGUCAGUCUGCCCUUGCUCUCUCACCUCUGUGCUGUGCUCCCACAGCUGUUCCACAGCAGCAUCUUCCCAGUCCUGCUGCUGCUCCAGCAGCAGCUUGUUAUGGAGAGCUGCAGUUGUGGGACAGUGGUGCUGGAAGCAAGUUCUUGUGUCUGCCCAUGUUAGUUCUGGUUUAGUUUUCUGUCUGUUCCCAGCCCUUUUCCCAUGAAUACUUCCAUGGUCUUCUGUUUCCCUUUCCUUUCCUUUUGCCUGUCAAAUGUCCUAAUCCAAAAUUUCAGUCAGAUUCUGUGAAUCUGAAAAGGUUCUCUGUUUAAUUUAAUGAGCAAACAAGGCCCUUUGGCUGCAUUUGGCAAACAGAUGUAAUUAAUAAUAUUUCUAAUUUGGCAAACAGAUGUAAUUAAUAAUAUUUCUAAUAUUUAUUUUAAUUUAACAUAAUUUACUCACAUUUGUUUUUUCCUUGCUAGAAGAACUGAAAUUCCAGUGGUAUUUUCUAGAAUGAUAUUUAGUUCCUUGGCAAUUAACUGUACAGUCAGAAAUAGGUUAUUACCACUCAAAGUUGAUAAUAGGAUUUCAUCAUUUUAGUGUCAUAUUUCAGUGUGUUGUACUACAAUAGUAACAUAUUUAAAUAACUUUGUAAAAAGACAGCAAAAUGUGGCUGGGUGAGAAGAAGCACCUGUGGCUGCUGAGUUGGUUGGUGCUUGAUGUAUUUUCAAUUUUAGGAAAUGAGUGCAGUGGGCAAAGCUGGUCUGUUGUGCCACAACUGGGUUAUGGAAGGAAUAUCAAAAUGUCAAAUCUGAUGGAUUUUUAAGGGGUUUUAUUGUUCGUUACUGCUUUAUUUUUACAGAAAACACAGGCAGUGGGAAUUUGGGGAGAAAAGUGUUCAGCAAAGACACUGGUGCACAAUCUGAGCUAGGGUACAUUAGUGACUCUGGAGGAUUUUAAUGGAAGUAGCAAGAAGAGUAAAAGUGAGUGCAGUCCCACAAAUAUGAAUUAGAAGAUUUGGGUAAGAAUGACCUGAGUAUUCAGACUUCAGUUGGUUGGCAUGACUAACACUAAAAUAUUAUAUUCAAAAUUGCUCAGAUAUAUUUAGACUUUUCUCAGCUUUAAAUGGUUGUGCUAUAAAGAUUUAAUUAAGUUUAAAAUUUGAUGUUGUAAUUGGUUUAAAACAAUGCACUUUGCUCUCUGUAAAUAUGAUACAAAUAGUGAAAAAUUUUUGCUUCCUUUGAAUCAGGGGAAUCUAUCACAGUUGGUUAUAAAACAACAGAACUAAAGCCAUGGAAAAGAACUAAAACAGUGGAAAAGUGGAACAGUAGAGUUUGGGAUUGUAGCUAAUGGCUGGAAGAUCUAGGUCUGAGCAAAGUGCACUGGUGUUUAUGGAUAUGAACAAACCAACUUGUAUCACACUGGGAACUACUUGUGAACUCAAAUUUCUUCUGAAAUAAAACACUUGUCUUGCAGAA
Messenger RNA from Haemorhous mexicanus (house finch), 3890 nucleotides. It is a transcript of the gene FN3K, whose product is annotated as fructosamine 3 kinase. Gene Ontology annotation, biological process: fructosamine metabolic process. The coding region runs from base 1256 to 2191 and encodes 311 amino acids. The transcript is spliced from 8 exons. The record is from RefSeq and is a predicted model, not a curated record. NCBI's taxonomy places the organism in Eukaryota, Metazoa, Chordata, Aves, Passeriformes, Fringillidae.